AUGGAAGCCUUGCGCGCCGCUGCAGAAGAGUUCGCCAGCUGGGACUUGCUGAAAACACAACACAAGGACACUUUCAAGUGCACCCGCCUCAAAGAUGUGCAGAAUGAAAUCGGGCUCAUUCAAUCACAACAGCUCGCAACGAGGACAAUGAUGAACUUGAGAAGGGUUGAACGUUUCCUCAAGGGCAUGGAGCACCUGGAAGCUGUCCUGGUCACCUUAAGCCCACAUGAUGCUCCCAUGAUAAUGGCUUACAUUUGGGGUCCAAUUCGAUAUCUAUUGAAGACUACGCAUACGACCGAAAAGGGAAUGGACAAUGUACUGGACGUUUACGAGCAAUUGGGCUGCCACUUGAUACCCCUUUAUCAAUACACAGACUUCUUUCAGAGUGUACCGCAGGGCGAGGAGUGUCUAUAUCAUAUCUACCAAGAAAUAAUCACCUUUCAUCGCAUAGCUUACAGGCUCUUUUCGCUCCCGAAUAAAUUAUGGCAGAGGCUGCACAGAACAAAAUGGACAGCACUGAGGGAGACGUUCAGGCACCUAGCUGACUCCUUGGCAAGCCACGGACAAUUCAUCCAGAACAAUGGUUGGUCUCAUAGGAAGGCCGGAGCAACAGUUCAUGACGACAUCCAGUGGUUAAGCCCCCGGAUACCGAUGGGAACUAUGACUGGAAACUCUGCUGAAGCGGAAUUUGACUAUUAUCGGAGGACAUUGAACGAAUCUCGAUCCAACUUUGAAGUGCAAGAAGAGGACCGGGUGCGGAACAUGAAGGAGAGAGUCUUGAAUUGGGUCCAGGCGUCAAGUAAAACUCAGGCGCUUCACAAAACCUUUCAGUGCAUGAGAAUUUGUCCUGGGACAGGCCGCUGGAUAUUCAAAAGAUACAGCAAAGUUAAUGACUGGAUACAAUUAGAACAGCCACCGGAGUCUUUGCUUUGGCUAUCCUCCAACCGGGGGUUUGGAAAAACUGUCCUGGCGUCCGUAAUCAUCGACGAAUUGCGGGAUUUAUGCCAUACGACUAGACAUUCGAUUCCAAAGGGGAGCAAAGUCUAUUAUUUUUACUGUCAGAAAGAAGACCCAGACAGCUGUACUUACUUGAAUGUUCUGAAGGGCAUUCUGCAUCAGAUGAUCGAUAAUACCAGCUACUUGCUACCAUUUUUUAACGACAAAGUUGUGUCAGGCGGCGGACCGGCGUUGGCAGAAGCCGACCUUGCAAAGAUUAUCAUGGGUGCAGUUCUGGAAUUCAACCCCAGACAAUACAUCCUCAUCGAUGGACUUGAUGAGUGUGAAAAAGUUGAAGCAACCCAAAUUGCAAGGUUCUUUGUUAAGCAAGCUGAAAGGUUUGAUAGCGAAAUUAAACAGGGUAGAAUGAGAGUGAUGUUCAUAAGCCAGCCGAUGCCAGAGUUGGUUAGGGACGAGCUCACACAAGGUGAUGAUCCAUGCAUCGCACUGAAGCCGACAGACAUUGCAGAAGACAUCAGAGCAUAUGUCAAGAAAAGGGUAAUUGAGUUUUCUACGCCACGUGGCACGAGAAAUGGGUUUAACUUGGAGGACACGGAUGUAGCCCAAAUCGAAGGGAUCAUUUGCAGUCGAAGUGAAGAUAUGUUCCUAUAUGCACAUCUCGCAAUCGAGUACCUCUUGCAACAGCCUGAUAAAGGCGAACUACGUGAAAAGAUUAGGGGCCAGAUGAUUCCAGAGAAACUAGAAGAGAUAUAUGAGCAGCUUAUUGGCGCCAUGAAGAGCGAAUUAUUUCGCCUCUCGGACGGCGAAAAGCAGUGGCAAAAGUCAAAACUUCUUCUGGGCUGGCUGGCCUGUGCGAAGCGGCCACUGCAGUGGCAUGAAAUGCAGGCUAUAUUGUCAUACAACCCGAUAAACCAGACCGUCGACUUUGACAAUAGAAUGCUGCGACAGUAUAUACGAACGUAUCUGGGAUCUCUGGUGCAUAUUUUGGAUGGAGGUCACAUCCGCAUCAUUCAUCCCACCGCGAGAUUGUAUAUCAUACAGAACAGUCACAUAAAUCAGCAAGCAGUCAAGUGCGACUUGGGGAUACUCUGUCUCAGGUACCUCUGUCUCCCUUGUUUCUCGCGAAACUAUGACGAACGGUCUCGAAAGCGAGAAGCAAAGCUUGGUUGGUUCAGUUUUCAGGAUUAUGCAUGUUCGCAAUGGUAUACGCAUAUCCAUACCAUACUUGUGGACUGCUGCAACUUUCUUCUCUUCGAAGACCAUGACAAAGAGUACCAAACUAAGCUUGGGUUGGCUCUGGAUUUGUUUAUACAGACACACGGUCAUGAUCUUGAGCAAACAUUACACCCGGGUCUCGGCCAGUCGUUUGUUGAGCUUGCAUACUUCGCGGAAUUCCCAUUCUUUGAUAAUCUUCGUCUAGUCUGUAACCAAAUCUACAUACACCAGGAGAGCGUGGACGAAACGAUGCGCAAUUUGGUCGGAAUUCCUCAGAUCGACAACGCACUACAGCAAAAUAGAACCACUAUUGAGAACAAUUUGAAGCCAAGCGACAAGGUCUUCUCUGGCGACACUGUUGAGGAGUAUUAUGGCUCCAAUCUCUUCAAAUGCAAGCGGACGUUGUGCAGGUACUUCUACCUUGGGUACGACGACAAGAAAGAUCGCGAUGAACACGACAAGCGACAUGAGAGGCCAUAUGCGUGCCCGGUGAACUGCAGCUCCGCUCCCAUCGGGUUUUCUACCAACGCAAGCAGAGAGAGGCAUGUGAGGCUCUACCAUACUGAAUUGCACGAUGGUCCGUCCAUUUUCAGGGGAUUGAGUCGCAAAUCCACACCGGGUGGAUUUACAUGUUACAUUUGCAAGAGACAGUUUACGAGGAAAAUCAAUCUGAAAGGGCACGAAAGAAGUCAUUUUGAUGAUCGUCCAUAUGCUUGCUCAAGUUGCGGCAAGAAAUUCGUGAGGUUGAAUGAUUGUCGAAGGCAUGAGAAGAAUCAUAGACGGAAGGGAGCCUAG
Molecule: messenger RNA, 2967 nt
Organism: Pochonia chlamydosporia 170
Lineage: Eukaryota; Fungi; Ascomycota; Sordariomycetes; Hypocreales; Clavicipitaceae
Product: zinc finger protein
Exons: 7
Coding region: 1-2967 (988 amino acids)
Source: RefSeq, a predicted model, not a curated record